Molecule: messenger RNA, 1719 nt
Organism: Hansenula ciferrii
Lineage: Eukaryota; Fungi; Ascomycota; Saccharomycetes; Phaffomycetales; Wickerhamomycetaceae
Product: putative serine/threonine-protein kinase
Exons: 1
Coding region: 1-1719 (572 amino acids)
Biological process (GO): protein phosphorylation; intracellular signal transduction
Molecular function (GO): ATP binding; protein serine/threonine kinase activity
Source: RefSeq, a predicted model, not a curated record
AUGACUGAAAAGGAUAAAUAUGAAGAUGGAUCCAUCUUAAUCAAUGAUCAAGUACAAAAUUUAAAUAUAAGGAAUGUUAAUUCAACUUCUUCAAAUCAAUCUUAUCAAAAUCCAAAACAUUUAUCUCCAUCUCAAUCUUCAAUAAUAUCAAAUGCAUCAAAUGAAUCUCAUUCAAAAUCUUUAUUACAUUCUGCUAAAUCUAAAUUAAAAUUAUUUGGACUUGGAGGAAGUGGUGGUUCAAAUUCAUCAGGUGUAAAUUCAAAUAAAGAUUUAAAAUUAACUCCAAAAACUUCAAAAUCUUCAAUAUUUUCUCCAAAAAUUCAAUCAAAAAGUCCCAAUGGUUCAAUAAUGGCAAGUCCUCAACAAUCAAAUGAUCCUCAUCAUCAUCAAUAUCAACAACAAAUACAUCAUCAUGAACCUCCACAUGAAUUGAAAAGUAAACCUUUAAGAUUGAAACGUUUUUUCAAAAAAACUGCUAAACCAAAAGAUACAGUUAAAAAAAUCAUACCAGAUCAUCAUAAUCAUCAUCAUCAUAAUAACCACAUUGAAUCAAAUGAAAAACAUUCAGAUCAAACAAUGCCUUCAAAUAAACAUACAAUUGCAAAUUAUAUAGAUCAAUUAAAUCAAUCUGAAGGUUUAAAUUCUCCAAGUCCUUCAUCAACAAAAUUAUUAUUUGACACUGAUAAUGCUUCAGAAUUAAUGGAUAAAUAUGGUAUCCCAGGUAAAGUACUUGGUGAAGGUGCUGGAGGUUCAGUUUCAGUUGUAGAAAGAUCUGAUGGGAAAUUAUAUGCAGUUAAAAAAUUUAGACCAAAAAAUGAUCGAGAAACUGAAUCUGAUUAUAGUAAAAAAGUUACAAGUGAAUUUUGUAUUGGUUCUACAUUAAAACAUCAAAAUGUUAUUCAAACUUUAGAUAUGAUGAAAGAAGGUUCAAGUUUCCUUGUUGUUAUGGAAUUUGCUCCUUUUGAUUUUUUCACAAUUGUUAUGAGUGGAUUAAUGACAAAACAUGAAAUUUUUUGUUGUUUUAAACAAAUUACAAAUGGUACUGCAUAUUUACAUUCAAUGGGGUUGGCACAUCGUGAUUUAAAAUUAGAUAAUUGUGUUGUUUCUAAAACUGGGAUUAUAAAAUUAAUUGAUUUUGGUUCAGCUGUUGUUUUUAAAUAUCCUUAUGAAUCUGAAAUUGUUAAAGCAAAAGGUGUUGUUGGUUCUGAUCCUUAUUUAGCUCCAGAAGUACUGGUAGAGAGAUAUUAUGAUCCAAGACCUGUUGAUAUUUGGUCUAUAGCAAUAAUGUUUUGUUGUAUGACCCUUAGAAGAUUCCCAUGGAAGGCACCAAAACAAAGUGAUAAUUCAUUUAAAUUAUUUACUACAAUACCUGAAAUUGAUCCUGAAAAUCCAAAUCAUAAAUCAAGAUCAAAAGGUCCAUAUAGAUUAUUAAGAUUAUUACCACAUGCAUCAAGAGAAUUAAUUGGAUUAAUGUUGGAAUUAGAUCCUAAAAAAAGAUUAUUAAUUGAUGAUGUUGUUAAUAAUCAAUGGUUUAAAUCUAUAGAAUGUUGUGAAAUUAAUGAUCAAGAUGAAUUAAUUAAAAAAUCUGAAACUCAUAAACAUCAUCUUGUAACUGAAGAUGAAUUAAAUGAAAUUCAACAAAAAAAGCAACAAGAAAAACAAAAACAAGAAGUUAAAAAUAAUGAAACUUCAAAUCAAGCUGUUAAAGUUGGUGGUUAA